UUUAUUGGCAAGUCUUUUUUGUAAAUUUAUUUAUACUUUAAAAUUCUGAUAAAAAUUCCCAAAUCCCAAUUGAUCCUCAACCAGCACGUCUGAAGUUGCUGCAAGAUUUCAUCUGAAGAUCGAGAAAGUUGUAAACAUGCCUAAGAAGAUGGGUGUGAACAGUAAGGCCGAGGCAUCUAGGGCCCGGAAGACCGCGGUCGAAUCUGAACGGAAGGAUCGUGAGGAACGGGAGAAGGAAGAUCAAUAUUGGCGCGAAGCCGAGGGAUCAAAGUCUCGCGCUGCUAAGAAACGUGAGGAAGAAGCGGAGAAACGAGCGGAGGCUGCUGCUAAGAAGGCGGAGGCGCGCCGUCUGGCUGAAUUGGAGGAGCAGGAAUUGGCCAAGUCACUGAAGAAGCCGGACAAGAAAGUUGAUAGAGUAUCUGUCCCGGUACCGAAGGUGACCGAAGCUGAACUCCGGAGACGAAGGGAAGAGGAGCAGGCGGCGAUUCAACGUAGGGCCGAGGAGGAGAAGCGAAGGCAGGGCCGUGUUGCGGAGGAGGAGGAGUAUGAAAGGAUGGUCCUCGUUACGAAUACAAAUCGUGAUGAUUCCAUCAUUGAGGCUAGGUCAGUGGAUGAAGCGCUUGCUCGCAUGACUGUCGCUGAAAAUUUGCCUGUUGAUAAACAUCCAGAGAAGAGACUUAAGGCUUCUUUCAAGGUAUAGCCGUAUAGGUCAUUAAUUUACUUUGUUUAUUGAAAAUUAAAAGAAUUUAAGAAAUUUUAGUUCUUCAUUUUUAUCAUUGGAAUUAUAUUUCAUUGAAUCUAUAAAUGAAUUCGCGGAUAUUGUAUACCGAAUUCGUCAAUAAUCCAAAGUAUAUCCUUUGAAGGCAUAAACAAAUUUCCUGUGUAUUGAAUAUAUGAUCUCUUCAAAUUAUGUUUAACCAAGCGUCAACGAGAAAUAUGCUUUCUUCAUACAUUCCUAAUAGACUCAUAGUUGGACGCUUAAUGAUUGUAGGCCUUUGAGGAAUAUGAGCUUCCUAGACUGAAAGAAGAGAAACCUGGGCUUACUCACACACAGUACAAAGACAUGCUUUGGAAGCUUUGGAAGAAAUCUCCAGAUAAUCCUCUUAACCAGAUUGCAGAUAAACAAUGAGUGCAUCCAUCUAUUUCAUUGAAGGUUUGAAUGCAUUCCUGUUGGUGAAUUAUUGUGAAGUGAUGUCAUGAUUACUUGAUUAGUUUUUGUACUUCACAACAAGCCAAUCCUCUAUGACAGUUUAGCUCCAUGAAUCAUGGAGACAUGGAGUAUACUAUUCUUACAUGAAUAUGAAUGCUGGUAAUCCUCUUCGAUCCCUAGUGGAGUAGGGAGCCUGCAUCGUGCUGCCUUUGUUUAUUUUUCUUUUCGAACUGUUCAAAACUUGUAAGCUGUACUUGAACAAUAUGUGAUGGAGGAAAAUUCCACUACCAGUACAAGAUACUACUACCUAGUACCUACCUGGCUACCUUCAUGACUCAACCCCUUUGAAGAUAUUGCACAUUUUUUUUGUUUUGGCAAAUGAGGAAACUUUGAUGUCAAACACCAAGGCUUGAGCAUUUCAUCCAAACAAUUCUAUCUGCCGUGUGAUAUAAAUAUGGCUGUUGAACCAUGAUGAUGUGUGUUGGAUGACGAUCCUUGGUGGUUCUUGACUUCUUGCUAGCAAUUCUUUGAGAAAUGUGGGUCGUACACGUCAUGACACAUGCAAAAAAUUACUACGUAUUAUCGGUGUGAGACACAAUUCCACUUUACAAAAUGAAAAAAGAUUACUUGUGCAUAGAAAUAUGUGUGGCGUGUAAAAUGUCG
Cuscuta epithymum is the source of this 1813-nucleotide messenger RNA. NCBI's taxonomy places the organism in Eukaryota, Viridiplantae, Streptophyta, Magnoliopsida, Solanales, Convolvulaceae. The record is from the annotation of a GenBank genome assembly.